This is a messenger RNA of Mytilus californianus (California mussel), 1437 nucleotides long. RefSeq names its product neuronal acetylcholine receptor subunit alpha-6-like. Gene Ontology annotation, biological process: monoatomic ion transmembrane transport; signal transduction; chemical synaptic transmission. Gene Ontology annotation, molecular function: neurotransmitter receptor activity; transmembrane signaling receptor activity; extracellular ligand-gated monoatomic ion channel activity. The record is from RefSeq and is a predicted model, not a curated record. Gene Ontology annotation, cellular component: membrane; synapse; neuron projection. Bases 1 to 1326 code for a protein of 441 amino acids. NCBI's taxonomy places the organism in Eukaryota, Metazoa, Mollusca, Bivalvia, Mytilida, Mytilidae. The transcript has 6 exons.
AUGGAAAUACCUUAUUUUAUAAACUUUAUUCUUCUUGGUGUGGUACAGACAACUGUUCUUCAUCCUAAGCAGAAUUAUAGUAUUGAACUAGAAGAGAGACUCAGGACUGAAAUGUUUACUAACUAUACAGUUCAACAAAGACCAAGCCAAAAAGUCCGAGUUGCCAUUAAGUUCAAUCUUUUAACAGUAAAUGACUUGAAUAUAAAAGAUCAGACAUUGUCAUUAUCUGGUUACUUGACUUUGGAUUGGAAAGAUACCAGAUUGGUCUGGAAUAAAUCAAGCAAAACAUCGCAAGAUUAUUCAAACAUUAAAUUUCUAUUUGCAACAGAAGAGUACGUUUGGAGACCAUCAAUUAUUAUAGAGAAUGGUGUUGAUGGGAUAUCUGUAAUCAGCGAUAAGUCAGUGCCAAUGAGAAUAGCACAAGAUGGUAGAGUUAUAUGGAACCCAGCUGGUGUAUACAAAGUCAGUUGCGAGUCUGAUACCAAAUAUUACCCUAUGGACACACAAGAAUGUUAUUUGAAAAUCAGUGCUUGGGCAUAUACUAAAGCUGAAAUAGAACUGUUUUUCAAAGCGCAGAAUGUCGAUACAAGCUUUUAUACUGUAAAUGGGGAAUGGAAUCUACUUUCUGCAGAAAGUUUUAAAUCGGAAGCAAACACCAGAGAUGGUGAUGCGUUCUCUUCAGUUUCGUUCUUGAUCAGACUUCAGCGACGUCUUCUGUUUCAUGUUGUUAACACUUUGUUUCCAGUAGCUCUGAUGGCCAUUCUGAUAGCGUUUGUGUUCAAACUGCCAGUUGAUUCCGGUGAAAAGAUUGGAUUUUCGUUAACCGUUUUGUUAUCUUAUGCAGUUUAUCUUACGCUGAUUUCGGACAAUAUACCCAGUACAUCUGUCACUGUCUGUUUAUUAUCCAUGUACCUUGCUUUCAUAUUGUUACUUGCUACCAUUGCUGUGUGUUUAACUACAUUUGUGAUAAAUCUACACAUGCGCACAGACGACGAAAGAAUCCCCGACUGGGUGAAGAAAUUUACAUCAACAUACUUAAUAAAAUUUGCUUGUUGGAAACAAAAUUGGGCUUGUAAGAGGAACAAAGUUAAUCAUAAUGGAUCGGACUUAAAUGUAACCAGGACAGAUGACAUACCUCUUACAGAUAAGGCAAAUCACUCUGAUAUCGAGACAGAAAAUGAAGAAGAAUCCCGAAACCUUACAUGGAAGGAACUAUCAGAAAUAAUGGACAAAGUAUUUUACAAUAUUUAUAUGAUCCUCAUCGUGAUAUCUACACUCGCAUUAUUUUUGAUAAUAAUAAUUGGGUAUAAUACUGCAGACAGUUAGUAGUGUGAGAAUUUUAAUUAUAAUGGAGUGGCAAAAGAACAAUUUAAAACCCUCGGUACUUCAAUCAUGUUAACGUUAUGUCUUUAAAACCGACGUCCUGAACUGCUCUGA